Molecule: messenger RNA, 859 nt
Organism: Elaeis guineensis (African oil palm)
Lineage: Eukaryota; Viridiplantae; Streptophyta; Magnoliopsida; Arecales; Arecaceae
Product: protein RALF-like 22
Biological process (GO): calcium-mediated signaling
Cellular component (GO): plasmodesma
Source: RefSeq, a predicted model, not a curated record
ACCCACCACCCUUCCCCGCCUUCCUCUCCUCUCGGCUUUCAUCUCUCCCGCUCCCACGCGAGAGGAAAGGAAUUAGGGACCAGGCCAGCCUAUAACCAACAAAACCGAUACCCAAGAAGGGAAGAAGCAAAGAGAUCAAGAGCCACCCAACCACACCACCUUUCUGCCGCAUGGCUCCGCGCCUCGUAUUCCCCCUCCUCCUCCUCCUGCUGGCGGUGGCCUGCGUCGCCAACUCGUCGGCCCUCAACACCGUGGCCUCCGAGGCCCUCGCGGACUUCCUUGCCGCCAAGGGGGAUGACACGUGUGACGGGCUUCUAGGCCAGUGCACCGACGAGGACGCGGAGAUGGAGACCGAGACCGGGAUCAGCCGGCGUGGCCUGGCCAGAGCCGGCGUCAGAUACAUCAGCUACGGCGCGCUCUCUAGGAACCGAGUCCCAUGCAACCGCCGAGGCCACUCGUACUACCGCUGCUCCAGGGGGAAAAGGGCCAACCCCUACCGCCGUGGCUGCAGCGUCAUCACCCAGUGCCAGAGGAUCUUCAACUGAGCACCCAGUCCGAUCGAACAAGAGAUUAAAAAACAGAAAAAAAAAAAAAAGGAAAAAAGUAAUUAGCAAGAGAAUAGCUGGGAGAUCUGGUUUGGUUAUUGUUAUGAUUAUUAUUAUGUACAGAGUCACUACUCUCCAUCACGAGGUCCCUACUUUCCUCCUCCGGUGAAUUUUCGUAACUUCCAUUCCAUUCUAUGCUAUCAAAUUUGUUCCUAAGAGUGCUGCUAUUAUUGCUGGCUCUACAAUUAUACUAAUAUUACCAACGUGUAUCAUGCCAUGUGAUUGUAAUAAGAGACCUAACUAUGGCUGGUUAA